AUGGCCACAGUUACUAACCUAUUUCACAAAGUAGCUUCAUAUUUAAGAGUAGAUUAUGCUAUCAUUUGUUUAUUUAUAAGAUCAAGCGACGGCUCUCCGAAACCCACUGUCACUUGGUUAAUGAAUGGCCAAAUCCAAAAUAGUGUCGUGGAUUACACACACGUUAACAGCAUAAAUAGCAAAUUAGUGGUGCGAAAUUUGUCACGAAUUCACCAGCAUGCGGUGUAUACGUGCCAGGCCAGCAAUUUCCACAAGAAAUAUGUCUCCAACAACAUAACAAUCGAACUUUACUUGCGGCCACUUCUGGUUGAGAUUUCAUUCAACAAUCAACCAAUGUCCGCUGAUCGAAAAUAUGAAAUCGAAUGUCAAGCAAUUGGUUCGAGGCCACCGGCGAAAAUUACUUGGUGGAUGGGUAAUAUGGAACUGCAUGCACAUAGUCAGAAGGUAUCCACAGAUGGAAAUGUUAGCGUUUCGGUGCUGUCAAUUACUCCCUCGAGGGAAGAUCAUGGCAAGUCAUUAUCUUGUCGAGCUACCAACGAGUUGGUGCGCAAUGGCAUUAAGGAAACAGCCAUGAAACUAAAUGUAUUCUUUAUACCAACCUUACAAUUAGAUUUGGGCUCAAAUUUAAAUCCUGAAGAUAUUGAAGAAGGUGACGAUGUAUACUUCGAGUGUAAAGUUCAUGCUAAUCCAGCAGCCUAUAAAGUUGUAUGGAAACAUAAUACAUAA
This is a messenger RNA of Teleopsis dalmanni, 726 nucleotides long. RefSeq names its product cell adhesion molecule 3-like. The coding region runs from base 1 to 726 and encodes 241 amino acids. The transcript has 6 exons. NCBI's taxonomy places the organism in Eukaryota, Metazoa, Arthropoda, Insecta, Diptera, Diopsidae. The record is from RefSeq and is a predicted model, not a curated record.